Molecule: messenger RNA, 822 nt
Organism: Cyphellophora europaea CBS 101466
Lineage: Eukaryota; Fungi; Ascomycota; Eurotiomycetes; Chaetothyriales; Cyphellophoraceae
Exons: 1
Coding region: 1-822 (273 amino acids)
Biological process (GO): TOR signaling
Cellular component (GO): cytosol
Source: RefSeq, a predicted model, not a curated record
AUGGCGGCUGUAGAGGGUUCUCCCAUUAAUACGACCUAUCCGGAGCCGGGCGCUGCUCCUCCCCGCACCUACUCCAUACACUCAUAUCGCAUCACGACGCAGAAGCUUCCUAUCCUCAAAGCCGAACCCAUAGAACGCAUGACCAACUCCUUAGGCAUUGCUCCUCCCGAAAUGAUCUUUGGCGACAACUUCGUCGCCAUCGAACACCCACCCUCAAGAUUCGGUAUCAAAUUCGACGCUUAUGGCGCUCUCGAUCGCGUGGACAAGACGGGCGAGAAGCGCUUAAAAGUCAGCUACUCCAAAGAAUGGCAUCAGAGCCGGGAAGACAGUCAUGAUAUCAAGGAGGUCGUGAAGCCGUUCGAUUGGAGCUAUACCACGGACUUCAAGGGCGAGACUUCCCCCGAAGGUCCGCAAUUUGAGCCAACAGAGAAACAAAUACCAAUGGAGCUCCUCAAACGCCCCGACCCUAUCUUGUUCUUUGACGACGUAAUAAUCUACGAGGACGAGCUGGCCGACAAUGGCAUUACUAUGCUGAACGUGAAAGUACGGGUGAUGCCAGCGAGGCUCCUUCUCCUGCAGCGGUUCUUCAUGCGGCUAGACAAUGUGCUGCUGCGCAUCCGGGACACAAGGGUCUAUGUCGACUUCGAGCAGGGUGAGGUGAUCAGGGAGUACUUAGAGAAGGAAGAGAAGUACGAGGUGGUGUGGAACACGCUGGCGAGUAGGAGAGAUGAUGCUGCCGCCGUGUUGCGGGAUGCGAAUCAGGUGGCGGAGCUACUACCCACAGUCGGGAAGGUGUUGGAGAGGUGCGUGCUGCAACGGUGA